AACAAUAUCCAACCCUCUAGAAUAAAGAGUAUCACUUUUAACAUCUCAACAACCAAUUAAAAACUAAAUAUCGGUUUUGAAACUUUAGGAUAAAUCAAUUCCAAACUCCCCAAUCACUAAGUGUAACUUGAAAAAGAAACCAUUGGAUGCUAUGGAAGCUAAAAUGGUGAAGGCUAAGCCGAGGUGAGAGAAUGGGUAUUGUGAAUUGUGUGAGGUAAGUGGGUGUAUCCAGUUUAUAUAUUCCCUCGCAUCCUCCUCUUCCCCACAUCACUUUCUCCAUUUUCUCUCUGUUUCUUCUUCUUCUUCUUCUUCUUCUUCUUCUUCAUCUUCAAUUCCCACUGAUUUCGACGCACACCCUCUUUCUGAACCAAAACAGAGGAGUUAUUAAUAAGUGCAAAGUGUAAAAAAAAAUCCCACUAUCUACCAAAAAGGGCCACCCAGAAUGGAGAGAGUGAAAAACUGAUCACUAUUCGCCACCACUCUUUUUCUUUCUUCUUUUUCAAUUUCACGGGAGCUUCAGCUUCUUCUGGUUUUUGUCGUUCUUCAAUCUUUUUUUCGAGAUGGCUACAUUUUUCUGAUUUUGGACAUCUCAAUUCUGUGCCACUGUUGCGGGAAAGACGGGGGAUGGACGAUCAAACUCCUCUCUCUCUUCAUUUUCCUUUCUGUAGUUUCUAAUUCCUUCUUCCCAAAUGGAAGUCACCGAAGUUUUACCUAGAAAUCGCAUUCACUCCACCGGGGUUUCCGAUCAUCACCAGUUGUUGUUGUCUUCUCCGGCGGGUAGUGAUUGAUAUUGAAGAAUCAGAUCUAGAAGUAGAGUUAGCAGGAGUGAAAUUAUGGCCGGUGGCGGUGGCGGUGGUGGUGGUGGUUUGAUUUCUCCGACGAGCAAUAAUAGGAAAUUGGGUUCGUCUUUCUUUGGUUCUCCCAGAUUGUUUACGAGUUCUUCUUCAAAGGGGUUGUCGGAAACUGAGGCUGUGAUGAGCCCGACUUCAAUUCUCGAACCGUUUUUGGGUCUGAGAAAUCCGUUGUGGGCGGAAUCGAAUUCGCCAAGAACACAAGUAACGGAGUCCAAACGGCCAUGGGAUUCGAAAGGGAUUGGCCUCGGGAUUGUAGAUGCUCUUACGGAGGAGAAAUCGGAUCCAGCGCCCACAAAACCCGAGACCCGAAUGGUUCUAUUGGGAUCUCAGUUGAAGAUCCAAAUCCCUCCUCUGCAACCGCCGUUCGUUUCUCCGGCCGACGAGUCCCCAAAAUCCCCAGUGGAAUUCGGGAUCAAGACGAGGAAUUCCCAUCUGGGUUCCUUCUCCCCCGGCUCGUCUCUGUCGCCGGCGAAGAGAUCAGCGUUUGGAUCGUCCAGCUCCGGCCUCGAGACUCCGAAUUCUCCUCGGGUUUUCGCCGGGUCUCUCUCCGCCGGCGAGAUCGAGCUCUCCGAGGACUAUACCUGCGUAAUCGCCCACGGCCCGAAUCCUCGCACCACUCACAUAUUCGGCGAUUGCGUCAUCGAGAGCGGCUGGUCCAGAAAAGAAAAUGGGCUUUUCACAGAUCGAACAAGUUUCUCCUCGGAAAAUUUCCUCAGUUUCUGCUACCACUGCAAGAAGAAUCUUGAACAGGGCAAAGAUAUUUACAUAGGGGAAAAGGCAUUUUGCAGCCAUGAGUGCCGAUACCAGGAGAUGAUGUUGGAGGAGGGAAUUGACAAUUGAUAAUUGAUAAACUUGCCGAUCAAAGCCAUUUUUCCUGGGAAAAAAAAAGCAAGUUGUAAAAUAACGGUGGGAUUUUGAUUCUUGGAAAAUUUCCGGGGAAAUUUUUCCAUCUCUUCUUUGCUCUCUGUUUCCUCUCUUUUUGGCCUUUUUGUUAGAAGUACAGUGACAAGAAGGCUCUGAUGAAGAUGUAGAGUUGGAAUUUUGUUGUAAUGUUUAAUUAGAGAAUUGUAUUUCCUUAUACGUCCAGAUUUUUUUUUUGCUUUUAAUAUUUCCAGUGGCGAUGAAAUGAUGAUGUGUAUGGGUUUAAUCUCCAA
Messenger RNA from Momordica charantia (bitter melon), 2008 nucleotides. RefSeq names its product FCS-Like Zinc finger 8. Lineage: Eukaryota; Viridiplantae; Streptophyta; Magnoliopsida; Cucurbitales; Cucurbitaceae. The record is from RefSeq and is a predicted model, not a curated record.